Mus caroli (Ryukyu mouse) is the source of this 625-nucleotide messenger RNA. RefSeq names its product serine peptidase inhibitor Kazal type 2 (gene Spink2). NCBI's taxonomy places the organism in Eukaryota, Metazoa, Chordata, Mammalia, Rodentia, Muridae. The record is from RefSeq and is a predicted model, not a curated record. Gene Ontology annotation, molecular function: protein binding; serine-type endopeptidase inhibitor activity. Gene Ontology annotation, biological process: spermatid development; negative regulation of serine-type endopeptidase activity.
CCGCGCGGUGCCAGCGGGUGGCUACUUGACCACUGCUCUGUUCGCUGCACAGGAGAGCUCUCCCAGCCGAGCAGGGAGAACAGCUUUAGUGAUGCUGAGACUGGUGCUGUUGCUCCUGGUCACAGACUUUGCAGCCUCUCAUGAAUCUCUUGACUCUUCCGAUUCUCAACUCAUGAAGAGGUCACAGUUCCGAACACCAGACUGUGGUCAUUUUGACUUCCCAGCAUGCCCUAGGAACCUCAACCCUGUGUGCGGAACGGAUAUGAACACUUACAGCAAUGAAUGUACCCUGUGCAUGAAAAUCAGGGAGGACGGUAGCCAUAUUAAUAUCAUCAAAGACGAGCCAUGCUGAUGGGCAGCUUGCAGAAGAGCAGAUGGAGAACUCCUCUCCUCCGGUGCUCCCUGCUCGAAUCCCACCCCCUUUUCUUUUCCCCCCAUUUCUUUGCAUGAUACUUGUUCACAGAACUUCUCUGGGUAGAGGCUAGAAGACAGUGAUGUACAGCGGUUUAUAAACUUAAAACUCUUGUUCUGGGCUUCCGGCCUACAAUUCAGUUUAGUUCAUCUUAUGACCCAGGCGACUUUUGCAUCGCUUUAUUUCAUUGGAAUAAAAUGAGCAUUGAAUUCA